AUGUCGAUUACAGUGCAGGUAAAGUGUGGUCAGAGCAAGUGGGAAGUCUCUGUGAACCCUGAAAAGACAGUGGCGGAGUUCAAGGACGAGAUUGCCAAGGUGUCAGAGAUCCCAGCCGCUAAUCAGCGGUUGAUCUACUCUGGUAAGAUUCUGAAGGACGACCAAAAUGUAGAGAGUUACAAGAUACAGGAUGGGCAUGCGAUUCAUUUGGUGAAAUCCGGUGGAGGAGGUGGUAAUACUGCAGCAAAAGCAAGUACUAGCAGCCAGGAAAGCAACACAGCUGCUCCAGGUAGUGCUACUGUGCCCAGCAAUAUUGCCUCUGGCCAAACAGGUGGUUUCAACCCGCUUAGCGAUUUGACAAGUGCUCGUUACGCCGGUUUUACUAAUCUUCCUUCUGCGGAUAUGUUUGGUCCAGAUGGUGGAUUGACUAAUAUGCCUAAUCAGGAUGAUAUGCUUGGGAUGUUGGAGAAUCCCAUUUUUCAGUCGCAGAUGAAUGAAAUGUUGAGUAACCCUCAGAUGGUAGACUUCAUGAUCCAGUCGAACCCACAGUUGCAAGCUAUGGGCCCACAGGCCAGGCAGUUGUUGCAAAGUCCCUUUUUCAGACAGAUGUUAACCAAUCCGCAGAUGCUCAGACAAAGUAUGCAGUUCUCCAGCAUGAUGAACCCCAGUGGAGGUAACGAUGCGGCAGCAGCAUCGUUCCCAGCGCCAGGCGAUUCCACAACAGAGGCAUCGUCGACCGAAGCCAACACAGAUGCAAAUGCGAAUACGAACGCAAACGCAAACACAAACGCAGCCAAUCCAUUUGCUGCUAUGUUCAACCCAGGUAGCAAUCCAUUGGCCUCCAUGUUUGGUAACCAGGGUGUUGGUGCCGCUGAUAACCAGCAAAAUCAGCCAUUCGAUCCAUCAAUGCUCGCUAGUCUACUCGGUGGGGGCGCUGCUCAACAGAGAGCCGAACAAGACAAUAGACCUCCUGAAGAACGCUACGAACAGCAGCUGAGACAGCUGAAUGACAUGGGCUUCUUUGAUUUCGAAAAGAAUGUGGCAGCAUUAAGACGGAGCGGUGGGUCUGUGCAAGGAGCCUUAGAUAGUUUACUCAAUGGUGACGUUUAG
Molecule: messenger RNA, 1110 nt
Organism: Torulaspora delbrueckii
Lineage: Eukaryota; Fungi; Ascomycota; Saccharomycetes; Saccharomycetales; Saccharomycetaceae
Gene: DSK2
Product: ubiquitin domain-containing protein DSK2
Exons: 1
Coding region: 1-1110 (369 amino acids)
Biological process (GO): ubiquitin-dependent protein catabolic process
Cellular component (GO): cytosol
Molecular function (GO): polyubiquitin modification-dependent protein binding
Source: RefSeq, a predicted model, not a curated record